Messenger RNA from Camarhynchus parvulus, 1524 nucleotides. RefSeq names its product quinoid dihydropteridine reductase (gene QDPR). The transcript is spliced from 7 exons. Gene Ontology annotation, biological process: L-phenylalanine catabolic process; tetrahydrobiopterin biosynthetic process. The record is from RefSeq and is a predicted model, not a curated record. Gene Ontology annotation, cellular component: cytoplasm. Gene Ontology annotation, molecular function: 6,7-dihydropteridine reductase activity; NADPH binding; NADH binding. The coding region runs from base 60 to 776 and encodes 238 amino acids. Lineage: Eukaryota; Metazoa; Chordata; Aves; Passeriformes; Thraupidae.
CGUGAGGCGGCCCGUCCGCGCCGUGAGAGCAGCGCCGGGGCAGCGCCGGAGCGGCGGGCAUGGCGGCACGCAGGGUGCUGGUGUACGGCGGCAGAGGGGCGCUGGGCUCCCAGUGCGUGCGGUACUUCAAGUCCAAGAACUGGUGGGUGGCCAGCAUCGACCUGGCGGAGAACGCGGAUGCCAGCGCCAACGUGGUGGUGAGAGCGACCGACUCCUUCCCCGAGCAGGCCGAGCAGGUGACAGCAGAAGUUGGGAAACUUCUUGGUGAAGAAAAGGUGGAUGCAAUCCUGUGUGUGGCAGGAGGAUGGGCUGGAGGCAGUGCCAAAGCCAAGUCUUUAUACAAAAACUGUGAUCUGAUGUGGAAGCAGAGUGUUUGGACAUCCACUAUUUCCAGCCACCUUGCCACAAAACAUCUGAAAGAAGGUGGCCUCUUGACUCUGACAGGAGCUCAAGCUGCUUUGUCUGGAACUCCAGGGAUGAUUGCCUAUGGCAUGGCCAAAGGAGCAGUGCAUCAGCUUUGUCAGAGUUUGGCUGGUGCCAGCAGUGGGCUGCCAUCUGGCUCUGCUGCAGUUGCCAUUUUACCGGUUACCUUAGAUACACCAGCAAACAGGAAAUCAAUGCCUGAUGCAGAUUUCAGCUCCUGGACACCCUUAGAAUUCAUUGCAGAAACCUUUUAUGACUGGAUAACAGGAAAGGAUCGACCCAGCUCUGGCAGUCUGAUCCAGGUGAUAACUACAGGUGGGAAGACUGAACUAGUUUCAGCAGCACAUCUUUGAUUUCAGUCACUUGAAGUGAUAAAACUUCAACACAGGAGAAGAUGUGGAAAAUCUGUCCACCAGUAUAAUUUGAAUGGUCUUCUGUAUCCAGUGUUUGUAGUUAUUCCAUCAACGGAACCAGAUUUCAAGUAAUGUUUGUGCUGUCAGUUGUGAGCUAUCAGCAUUUGUUUACCAAAUAAUACCAACUUGUCUCUAAAUGAAGGUUGCAGGCUUUAAAGUCUGUAGAUGUCCUAAUUCUGAGCAUUGUAUGGCAAUUUACCUGUUUUCUCUGAAAUGGGAAUUGUGCUUAGCUGUGUCAUGUAAUUGCAUACAUAAUGGUUGGAUUUUUUUCUCUGUCAGUAAGUGUUUCUGGCGAUUUGCUGUGGAUCUUUCAGCUUUCUGUCUUUUUCUGUCUGAGAAUAUAACCCCACCCCUGCCUAUUGUGUUGGCUGUAGCCAUAGGGAGCACCACAGUCAUGUAUCAUGUCGUAGUCGUGUGACACUUUUCUUGUGAAUGUUCCACUUGAGUUAAUGAAACUCAGAUUACUCACUUGAGGAGGAGUUCCUAAUUUGCCUUACAGUUCAUAAGCUGCUCUCAGGCCUACAGUUGUAGGAUAAAAGUCAUUCUGUCAAAUGAAUAGUGUGUCUUUCUCUUGGUCAUGAUUGUUCUUGACUUUUUCUAAAAGCAAAGUGCUGUAAAGUAGUAGAAAAAGCAUACAUGCACUUGAAAAUGGAACUUUUUGUGCAAAUAAAUAUAUAUUGUUUUAUGU